Emiliania huxleyi CCMP1516 is the source of this 3058-nucleotide messenger RNA. RefSeq lists its product as hypothetical. Bases 1 to 2868 code for a protein of 955 amino acids. Lineage: Eukaryota; Haptophyta; Isochrysidales; Noelaerhabdaceae. The record is from RefSeq and is a predicted model, not a curated record. Gene Ontology annotation, biological process: double-strand break repair via homologous recombination. Gene Ontology annotation, cellular component: Smc5-Smc6 complex. The transcript is spliced from 4 exons. Gene Ontology annotation, molecular function: ATP hydrolysis activity; ATP binding.
AUGCCUCGAGUGCGCGACGCGGAUACGGAGGACGAGCCGCCGUCCCAGCGGCGCCGGACCCACACCAAAGGCACCAUCGUCCGCAUCAAGCUCCGCAACUUCAUGUCGUACACGUCGGCGGAGCUGACGGCCGACCCGGGAAAGCUCAAUUGCAUCAUCGGCCCGAACGGCACCGGCAAGUCGUCCAUCGUCUGCGCGAUGUGCGUGGGGCUCGGAGGCCCGAUCAAGGCGACCGAGCGCGGGGACGCGAUCGGCGGGUGCGUCCACGACGGCGUCGACGAGAACGGGGGCGGCUGGAUGGCUCUUCAGGUGCUGUACGCGGACGUCGAGCGGUGGAACAAGUACCAGGCCAACCUCAAGGAGCUGGAGCGCUGCGAGGGCAAGAAGCUGUGGCUCGCGUACGACGCGGAGCGGGGCGAGUACGACCGGCUCAACGACGAGUGGAAGAGCAAGAAGGCCGACAUGAAGGAGGCCGAGGCGGAGAAGAAGGCGCUGACCGACAAGGUGCUGCCGCUCAAGGAGCGCGUGGCGUCUGCAAAGCGGAGCCUGGCCAGCAGCACCGAGUCAGUCAAGAAGAACGAGGCGGAGAUGAAGGCAGCGGCCGGGCUGCACAAGGUGGACAAGGCGCUCAAGAAGCUGACCGACACGGUCGGCGAGCUGGAGCGGCGCAUCGAAGGCGACGAAGAGGAGCUGCGCGUCGAGGAGCAGAAGGUCAGCGUCGCGUACGGCGGCGACGUGGCGGCGGCGAAGAAGGCGGCGGCUGACGAGGUGCGGUCGGCGCGCCAAGAGCUCGAGGCGCGGGAGGACGACCUGGCCAACUACGAGUUGGGCGAGCACGAGGGGCGCGUGCGCUCCAUCGAGGACCAGAUCGCCGGCCUCGGCGACCCGAUGCGGCUGAAGCAGGUCGAGGCCGCAAAGAUGAACAGCGCGGUGCCGCACGUCGGCAAGUGGGUCUACGAGCAGGUGGGCGGCGGCUCGAAGGAGGCGGCCGAGGCCAAGGUGCUCGGGCCGAUGCUGCUCUACCUCGACCUGCCCGACAAGGGGCACCAGAAGCUGGCGGUGCAGGCCUUCCCUGCGCGCACCCUCACCUCUUUCCUCGCGCGCGACGAGGGCACGCGCGACCAGCUGCAGGACGAGCUCAAGCGGCGCGGCCCUCAGACGCGGAUCACCGUCUUCCGCAACCGCGCCAAGACCUUCUCGCCGGCGCCCAACCGCCCCUCCUCCGCCGACAUGAAGCGCUUCGGCGUGACCGCGUGGCUCGACGAGGCGCUCCGGAUCCGCGACGACUUGCGCGGCGAGGUGCUCGCCUUCCUCAAGCAGCAGAUGGGGGUGGACACGUACCUGCUCGCGACGCCCGCGACGGUCGGCAAGAUCGACGCGCUGCAGCAGUUUCUGCAGCAGAGCGGGAUGACGGGCGUCACCGUCCUGACGCCCGAGCGCGUCUACCGCUUCGGGCGCUCAAAGUACGGCGCGAGGGCGGCCACGUCGUCGUCGAGCCUGCCGCAGCGGCACCGGCACGCCGCUUGCUUCUCGGUGGUGGUCGACACGUCGAGGAAGAAGGAGCUCGAGGGGCAGCUGAAGGAGGCCAGGAAGGGGCUCGAGCUCAAGCGCAAGGAGCGGCAGGCGGUGGAGCGCGACGUGGGCCAGCUGCAGCAGAAGCUCGACGCGGCCAAGGGGCGGCAGGUCGAGCUCAACAACAACACGGUGCGGCUCAACCGUCUUGCGGCGAGGAUCGACCAGGCGAAGAAGCGGCUCGACCCGGCGCGCGAAAGCGUCGCCGGCUUCAACGCGGACGCUCAAAAGGAGGGGUACCGGAGGCGGCUGUGCGACGCGCACCAGCGCUCGCUCGACAGCCUGCAGAAGGCGGCGGCGGCGGUGAAGCGGCACGAGGCGGCGCUGACCAAGCUUGCGCUGGUGCGGGUGGGGCUGGCGGCGGCGGAGGCGCAGCUGGCGGAGGCGGAGGGCAACACGGACGAGCUCGACGAGCGCAUCGCGCGGCUGCGGCGGGAGGCGGAGGCGGCCAAGGCCGAGGCAAAGAAGGCGGCCGACAAGGUUGGCGCGCUUGUGCGGGAGGCCAAGGGCAAGGCGGCGGAGUUCGCAGGCAGGAAGGAGGCGCCGCUGUCGGAGGAGGCGCAGGGGGUGUGGGACGCGCUGCCCGCGGGGGCGGACGAGCUCGAGGACAGGAUCGCGGAGCUCGAGGCGGAGACGUCGUCGACGUCGGCCGACGGCAACUCGAUCAAGGAGUACGAGCGGCGGCGGAAGGAGAUCGAGCAGCUCAAGACGCGCGUCGACGCGGCGCAGCAGGCCAUCGCGGCGCAGGGCGGCAAGGUCGCGGGGCUCGAGCAGGCGUGGCGGCCUGCGCUCGAGGAGAUGGUCGACCGCGUGAACCAAAAGUUUGGCUCGUGCAUGGCCGCGUUCCGGUGCGCUGGCGAGGUGUCGCUCUCGGACGGCCGCUCGCUCGACGAGCACGGCGAGCCGGCGGGCGACGACGACUUUGAAAAGUACAAGAUCCACAUCAAGGUCAAGUGGCGCGACGGCGAGCAGCUGCACGUGCUGGGCGAGGCGGGGCGCGAUUCUGGCGGCGAGCGGUCGGUGGCGACGAUGGUCUACCUCAUCUCGCUGCAGGAGAUCAACCCGGCGCCGUUCCGGGUCGUCGACGAGAUCAACCAGGCGAUGGACUCGACCAACGAGCGAAUCAUCUUCAAGUGCGUCACGGAGGCGUGCAAGGACGGCGGCAAGCAGUACUUCCUCCUCACGCCAAAGCUGCUUCCCGACCUCGACUACGGCGAGGACUGCGCGAUCCAGCUCGUGUUCAACGGGCCGCACAACCGCCGCCGCGACCAGUUCGACCUAAGCCGCUUCUGCUAGCGCCGUCGCUACUCUCCUCGACGCGGUCUACGGCUACGCUGCUCCGGCGGCCGGGGCUCGUCCUUCGCCGCCUGUUGCUCUUCACUGGCGGGCCGCAGGCGUCGUGCGCUCGCGCAAGCGCGCCGACCCGCUGCGUGGCGCUGCGUGUGUGAAUGAUUCGAAUUUUUGUUUUCCCUGAUCGAACAAGAAA